CAUACUCUUACCGCUCUUAGCUGUUAAUGUUGUGUUGUAUGGUGAGCCUGGACCAGCGUGAGGACAGAGACAUGUGUCGCGUGUUGGUCCUGUGCUGCGCAAUUUGGUUCGUCCGUGGUCAAAUGGUGCUGAACUCAACCACAAGUGCAACCGAAAUAAAUAGAACUAAUGUAAUUGUUAGUGAACUUGUAACAGUUUCAAAUAUUGUCGUCAGUGAGGCCAAAAUGGCCUCCUCGUCUACACCAAGUGCCACGACGGUAUUGGUGUUGAAUUCCAUUUCGAAUGGGGACUCUAAUACACAUGGUAGACAGUGUCCCAGAGGCAGCUCCAAGCCCUGCGUGGUUAAGUGCUGUCCUUUAGGGGAGAGCACAGGAACAAGGAAGGUUUGCGAACCUAGCACUCUCAAGUUCCAGGUUCAAUUCUCCCGUCAAGAAAACACUAGCAACUCCACAGAUGAUGGGGAGGGAUACAAUUAUAUCAUUGGGAAUCCAUGUAAAUAUGGCAGGUACCGACUGGAGCGGCGGAGGUACAGCUCGGAUGAGUUCCAUAUCCUGAGAAACGGCAACAUGUGGGUGCCGUUCUUCAAGCUCCUGCUGGAACCGGACGAUUAUUGUCUGGACGUCUUCCACGAUCCGGAAGUCGAGGAGGAAGAGGUGAUGCCUCUCGUCUGCUUCACAGAUCCUCCGUCAAAGGCGUCACCGUACAUUCUGUACCCCAUCGGGCUACUGAUCUCUGUACCAUUUCUGAUCUUCACCAUGCUGGUAUACUGUCUGAUCCCUGAGCUCAGGGAUCUGCACGGCAAGUCCCUGACCUGCCAUGUCAUGUGCCUAACAGUUGCUUACAUUUUUUUGGCCGCUGUGCAGCUUGUUGGGGAAACAAUGAACCAGGAUUUGUGCAUCUUUGUCGCUCUUGUGGUUCAUUUCUCAUUUCUGGCUUGCUUCUUAUGGCUGAAUGUCCUCUGUUUCAACACCACGUGGUAUGUGCUAGCCAGUGUGAGGUUGCAGCAAUGUCGCAAAGAUUGUCCUGAAAACCAGUACCUGUGCUACACGGUAUUCAGUAACGAUGAAGUGCACAUACCAAAACAGACCGAGCGUAAGAUCUUCAGGUACUACUCCGGGUAUGCCUGGGGCUUACCAGUUCUGGUUGUGGGUUUUUCAAUGGCUAUUGAUUCAAUGCCGACAAUUCCAUCAUCAUACCUCAAGCCCAACUUUGGUGACAACAAGUGCUGGUUCAGCAGUGAUAUUGCAGAAAUGAGCUAUUUCUACGCUCCUGUGGCUGUCAUUAUCUCUCUUAAUAUUCUGAUGUUCAUCUUGUCGGCCUACAAGAUUUUGAGCCACAACUGGAGAGAGCACAGACCUCAUAAAAUAUUCUACAAGUGCCUGGUCCUGUUUGGAGCAAUGGGCAUCAACUGGGUCAUGGAGAUUAUAUCAUGGGCUGCAGGAGGGUCUGAAUAUAUUUGGUAUGUCACUGAUUUCAUCAACACCCUGCAAGGAGUUAUCAUAUUCCUGAUCUUUGUUUUGGAGCGCAGGGUAUGGGAGUGUAUCAAGAAACAAUGGGGGCCCAGACUUUCAGAUCUGUACCACAGAUAUACUCCUUCUCAUGCCAGUGUCCCCUACAGCACCCCUAAGGAUGCUGCUAUGCAACUUGGCAUGUAGUGUGCUAUGCAGGAAUGUAGUCAUUGGUCAUGUAAGAAAUGAAUCUUGUUUAUGAAUCAAAUGGGUUAUACAGUUUUGUUUAUUGAGAACACACUCAGGUGGAAGAGCCUGAUGCUAUGCCUGUUAAGUUGGUUCAGCUUCUGUUUGCAAGUUUCUUUCAUCAAAGUAUUUUUGGGAGAACUUGCUGUAUAACCAGCACUAAAUGCUUUCAUUCUUGAAUUGUCUAUCUUUUUGUUAUGAUGGUUUCAUAUAUAGUAAUUUUUAAUUAUUUUUAUGCUUAUCUUUGCCAUGGUUGUUCUCAACAGUAUGCACAUCAUUGUGUUUGUUUAUAGCAACUGAAAUUUUGGCUAAUGUAUGCAUUUGAAGAUUACUGCCUUCCAUUGCCUUGUUAAACAAUAGUCAAAGCUGUCUCAAAUUUUUAUACCUACACAUCUGUUUAUAAUCUCUCAUCGUAAAAUACGAAAGAAGACUUAUAGUUCAUAGCACUACAUGUAUCUUCUGACAGUAGUCUCAUCAGCAGUUAAUAUUUUUUUAGAGUUGUACUUCCUUACAAGAACUUGAACUCAAACUCCUUUCCAUUUCAUAGACAGUAUAAGUUAGAUCAGUGAUUCUCAAGUGCAGUCACCAGCUACUUUCAUAACUAAUAAGUAUGUAGAUUUGUUGAAAACUUCUUCCAGUCUUGAGAUAAAUUUCCCUUACAUCUUCUCUAAAUUCAGUGGUUGUUUUUAUGUGGGUGUUGUGAGUCUGUGCUACACAGAUUCAAAUCUUGACCUUCAUUUGUUGAAAGAUAUAUAUCACAGGAAAUUCAUGGGAAAAGUCUUCUUUGGUUAGCUGUGGAAGAAUAUGGAGUGAAGAUAUUCCCAUUUAGUAACCAUUUGUAAGUCACAAUAAUCACAUUUACCUCACACUUUGCUUCCAUUUAUAAAAGUAUUAAAACAAUUUUCUUUAAGGUAUUUGUUUUACAUGCAAAAUUUUGUAUGUCUUAAUUUCUCUGGCCAGAGGAUAUAUUACUGACUUUUAAAUAUGGCCAGGGGAAAUUCCUUCUUGAGAACCACUGAGUUAUAUCAAUGUAUGUAUUUCUUUUAUUUCCUAAUGACCUGUAAACCCACAGUUAUAAUUACAAAUGAUAAAAACAAAUCAAAUCCACAGUUAUAAGCUUAUCCCUCCAUGCUCUGAUUGUACAGUAACCUUCAGAAGAUAAUAACCAUUGUCAUUAAAUUUAUGUAAAGCAAAUGCAGUAUUGUAUCAUUUAAAUUGUAAUUAUAUUGGUAUCCCUUGAAGAUGACAGUGCAGUAAAAGUAUAUAGGAAUGUAAAUAUAUCACUGUAGGUUUUGUUUGAUAUAUAUUUAUUCAUACCUUAUUUAAUGAAGCUGUUUUUGCAGUAUGUAAUCUGCAGUACUGACAGCACUGUUUCAUAAACUGAAAAUAAAUAAAAUAAAUGAUAUGAUCAGUAACUGAGGCUGCAUGGCAUGAAGCAGUCGGAUGGCAAUGAAUUGUGGGAACAUCCCACAUUAUCACGCUUUUUCUGCAACGCACACUCUUCACAUCACUUUUCACCAUCACGCGCGCUAACCAAUCAAAUUGCUCCAAAUGUUCGCAUUUAUACUGCGCUUGCUACUAGCCCCACAUCUACAUCAUCACACGCUAGCCAAUCAGCGCCCUGCAAAUUCUUCCUCCUCAAUUUCAAGUUUCGCUCCUCCCACCGAGCAGCGUAUAAAAAGGAGCAGCUGCAAACCGGCAGUAUCAGUCUGACUUCAGUCUACAAUCAAGCCACACUCAAGCAACAUCAGCCAGCAGGCUUUGUCGCCAGCGCUCGGUCUUCGGAGGCAUCGGCAGGCUGCGCCAGGCACAACUGCCUCGGCCCUCCGGCUCUCACACCCGACGCACUGGGGCACCUCGCCUGGACUCACCAGUGGUCGUGUCCCCGUCUGACCCACUGGGUAUCUGGCGUAGCCACUGCCUCAUCACUCCUACGACCGCGCAACUUCAACUCACCUGCCGCGCGGCGAUCAAGGAACCUCCAGCAACGGCCGCGCUAUGGCCAGUCAAAUCACCGCAACUAACCCCUCUCCCUACCGGUGCGCGCCGUGCUACCUCACCGGUCAAGCAUCUCAGCAACCACGGUCCUUUUCAGGGCCAACAAACUGUUCCGAAGAAGUGGGUUGUCAUCAGAGUAAUGAGAAAACUACAUAAAACCCCACAGAAUAAUGAAUUGAGAGGGAUACAAAAUAAAGUGGUUGUGACCUAAUUUUUAAAUAUCAUUAAGUCAUUUGCCUGGAUGGACAAAGUAAUACAACAAAAAUCCCCAUUCAGAAUGGUCAGUGCCAGGCAGAGAUUUGAACCUCCAGAAUAAAA
This is a messenger RNA of Cryptotermes secundus, 4010 nucleotides long. RefSeq names its product G-protein coupled receptor Mth2. Gene Ontology annotation, molecular function: G protein-coupled receptor activity. Lineage: Eukaryota; Metazoa; Arthropoda; Insecta; Blattodea; Kalotermitidae. The transcript is spliced from 7 exons. Bases 27 to 1655 code for a protein of 542 amino acids. The record is from RefSeq and is a predicted model, not a curated record. Gene Ontology annotation, cellular component: membrane. Gene Ontology annotation, biological process: G protein-coupled receptor signaling pathway; cell surface receptor signaling pathway.